GGCGGCAGGUUGACUGGACCCGUUGGGGUUGUUUCUAUUGCACGCUGUUUGCUUUCGACCGGACUCGAAGUGAUACCAGAACUGGACUUAAAUUCUGCUACAGGACUUAAAAGCGGCGCGCGCGAAGUGUUGUCGGAGGCUGUGGACUCGCGGAGCGGCUGAGGCGUCGCGCGCUCCCGUCCUGCUCCCGGCUGUGAAGUGAGACCAGCGGCUGCAUGAAGAGGACCCUGGUCCUCACCUAGACCCCCGACCCCCCCCCCGCCUGGACAUGAGGUCGAUUCGAUCGUUUGGCAACGACGACCGCCAUGUCAUGGCCAAGCAUGCCAGCAUCUACCCUGCACCAGAGGAGCUGGAGGCCGUCCAGAAGCUGGUGUCCACCGUGGAGGGAGCCUUGAAGAAAGUCUCUGAUUGGAUGGAUGGCCUGAACCAGCCCGCAGGGACCCCGCCCAGCAGCCAGGCUGCAGACGGGGGGGUGGAGGACGAUGCUGCCGGGAGCACGCGUGAUGGGACGUCGGUGCUGAGCGGCGUGAUGCGCGUGGGCCUGGUGGCCAAGGGUCUGCUCAUCAAAGGGGACAUGGACCUGGAACUGGUGCUGAUGUGCAAAGAGAAACCCACCAAGCUGCUGCUCUACACCAUCAGCGCCAACCUCCCACUGCAGAUCCAGACGAUGACUGAGGACAAGUUCGAGGUGCGGUCGCUGGUGCCGGAGGCAGCCAUCAGGGUCUGCAGUGCCAAAGAUCCUGAACUGGUGCUGAAGGUCACGCUGUCGUCCUUGGCCAUGAGGGAGGAGCUCUGCGCCACAGGUGAAGAGGAGGACGACGGCAGAGCGGAGGAGGAGGAGGAGGAGGAGGAAGAUGUCCUGGACAGGCAGCGGUGCCAGGCUGCGCUGGCCUCGCUGCGACACGCUAAAUGGUUCCAGGCCCGAGUCACAGACCUCAAGUCCUGCGUCAUCGUGCUGAGGAUCCUCAGAGACGUGUGCAACAGACUGCCGGUGUGGCAGCCGCUCAAAGGCUGGCCUCUGGAGCUCAUGUGUGAAAAGGCCAUCGGCACCUGUAACCGGCCGCUGGGUCCAGGCGAGGCCCUGCGUCGCGUCAUGGAGUGCGUCGCCUCAGGGAUGCUCCUGCCCGGGGGUCCGGGACUUCACGACCCCUGUGAGAGGGAGCCCACAGACGUCCUAUGGGGCCUCAGCGCCCAGCAGACGGACGCCAUCACUCACAGCGCGCAGCAUGCGCUGCGCCUCCUGGCCUUCGGGCAGCUCUACAAGGUCCUGAAUAUGGACCCUCUCCCUGCCAACAAGCCGUCGUCGAGGCUGCUAGAAGGUGUCCAUCUGAAGAGGCUUCGGGACGACAUUGGGCCCGAGGACAGGGACUUCAUCAAAAGGCUGAAAGUCCUGGACUGGAGGAUGACUGAUCCAAACCACCCAAUGAAUGCUCUGAUGCGCCUGAACCAGAUCCACCCGGGCCUUCAGUACCGCCUGCUGUCCCAGUCGGGUCCGGUCCACGCGCCAGUCUUUAGCAUGUCAGUGGAAAUUCAGGGAACCACCUACCAGGCCACUGGGAACUCCAAGAGAACAGCCAAGCUCCAAGUGGCCCUGAAGGCGCUGCAGGCUCUGGGCUUCGCGCUCAGCGCCGACGGAGACGUGGACUCGCUGAGCGCCGACGAGAAGUCAGAUGGCGAAGGCAAGAACGACAGGAUGUCCACCAGCUCCAGCUCCACCUCCAUCACCUCCUCCACGGACGCACAGGAGUCCAGAGCGCCAGGUCCCAUCCUGACGGCCGGAGGUAAAAACCCUGUGAUGGAGCUGAACGAGAAACGCCGCGGCCUCAAGUACGAGCUGAUAUCGGAGAGCGGCAGCAGCUACGACAAACGCUUUAUCAUCGAGGUGGAGGUGGAUAAGCAGGUCUUUCGGGGGACGGGCCCCAAUAAGAAAGUAGCCAAAGCCAGCGCUGCACUAGCCGCCUUGAACAGCCUGUUCUCAGGCUGCAAGUCCACGAGCAACAAGAAGAAACGAGCCAACGCUCCGCCCAAGCAGCCGGUGGCCUCGGUGCUCACCCUCCCAGCCCUCGCUGCCAGGCCUCCACACGUCCCCGUCCUCCCCAGAGCUCCCUACAUCAGCACCGCAGCCACACAUGCGUACAUGCCCCCAGGUUUCGGUGCUCCCUAUGGCUACCCCCCCACCAGCGCCCUCCCUGCCUACGGUUUCCCCUCCAGAAUGCCCUCAGUAGUUGUCCCCAUCAUCAGGGUCCCCACCACAUACCCCGUCACCCACCUGUACCCCUAUUAGGACCCUACUCACCCACUGCACAGUGCAUUGCUUGGUAAAGGAAUAUGCUGACGUGGACUGUGUUGUUCAUACAGUGCUGCAUGUUCCUGCUGCAGCCCUAAAGGUUCUGCUAACGCUGUGUGAACACAGGGUUUGACAAAUAAGCUCUUUGGUGAUCAAAGCUUCAUGAAGAGUUCAGCUGUGAGUGAACGUCACUCGGUAAGAAGCUUAAUGUCUAAUCUGAAACACUAAAUAAAAUAUUCCAUAGGGCUCCAUUAGGCCCAGCUCCGUAGACGACGCACCCACUGUAAGUAUUAGAAAACCAAGCUCUGAUGUCGGACAUUAAUAAAUCAUCCCUGAGCAGCUGGAAGUCUUUGGGGAACCAAGAAAAAGUAGUUUGUUUUGGAAAGCAGUACCUGUACUGUGUCUACCAGGGUCACGGUGGUGCUAAUAUUCAUGGCAGUGGUGCGGUUGCUAACUGUCUACAUGCUGCACUGGACAUAACAUCAACAGCUGGGUUAAAGCAGCAUCCCUCCAUCAGAUACCACCUACUCAGCAUGUUCCCUCUUGGUUCCCUGGAGUCACCACAGCAGGAAAAGAACAACAGUAAAUCAGUGAAAGGCACCCAGUACUGGAGCAGAGCACGAGCUCGCACCCAGCGGCCUCAGUCGGAACCUGCACAGACUUCCUGUGUAACGUACUAGAAACAUGACGUGAGCAGAGAGCCUAUUUGUCAAUGCAGCAUUCUGUUAGUUGUUCCUUUAACGGUCAUUGUGUGUGAACUGCUGAGUCUUUUGUUUUCAUUUCUGUGUUUUGUCAUGUUCUCAUUAACUGGAUGCACUGAGACGCAUUUUCCUUCUGUUUGGACGGUACCCGUCCAGGUUUACAGUUGUUUUGUCUUGAGUUUAAAUGCUUCCUUUUCAGGGGAGGUUUUAUUUUGACCUGUUCAUAAUCUGAUAUUCUUUUUAAAUAAAUUAUUUUUGUGGUUCAUAAUAUUUUAGUGCAGGUUUUUGUUUUGUUUUUUCAUUUCUUUAUCAAGUCACUCCUUACUUUACAUUUACUGUUUCAUACAGUAGCUGUGGCCAUUAUUCAGUUGUUCACCUUACGUUCUCCUGAUUUUAUUUUCUGCAAUAAAAUGCAGUGAAUUCACUGAGAGCUUCAGCAUAAAACCUGGUACUGUAAAAGUAUAGAUCAUGGCAGAGCUGCUGUGUUGGGUUGAAUCAGAGUGCGUAGCUGUUCCUAAUAAAGUGGCUACUCAGCAUAGGUUUAUGCAUUCUAUUCACCAAAGCUGAGGCUGAGAAGUCAGAGGAUCAGACGUGUUCAACAUAUUAGAACCAGUCAGGAAGAUAUUAAAGCAUGAGCGGCACAGGUUCCUGUGUAUGAAGAGAUUAUUGCCAACACGUGAUGUGCAUCAACUAGAGUCAGACAGACGUUACAUCAGAUAAUCCCAGAUUCAACCAAUAGAGCCUCUGGAUAAUGUGGCAAACGCAGGACUCCUGCCUGUGUGGGGCAUUUAGUGAAGUCAUCACUGCGCUGGUUAGAAGCUUCACACGCUGUGUCCUAGUGAGGUGUGGGGCUGAGUCGCUGACUCAGCCGCCUCAGGUGUCCAGUCUGAUGAUCUAGACCUCCACACGUCACCGUCUGCAGCAAAAGCCCACGUCUGUCUGAAGCAGCAGCAGUUUGCAGCAGUAACACAGUUACAGUGAGAUUCCAACAUGCCGUCCUUCACACAUGCGGCACUGAAUCCACUUAUUCCACCCGACCCCUAAGAAUCCUGCAGCAGCUCCAGCAGAUUAUGCAACGUGCCUUGAAGCUGGGCGUCAGCGCUCGCCGCAGGUUUGUGCUUUAGCUCCUGUUAACCCUGCUCCUCUGUCUGCAGGCGGUGUGUACAUGGACAGUGCCUACUACCAGCCGCAGGCCGUAGCCACGCCCAUCAUCAUCCACCUGGGCCCUCAGGACCUCUUCUGACCCGUCAAUGCAGCGAGGCCGGACGCCACCUCCUGUCUGAUCCCUCACCUUCUCAAACUCCCCCAGCGUUUCUCCCACGCAACUCACAGGGUCAAUCCUGAAAGCAAUAGGGAGGACACCACCUGCAGCAGCUCUCUGCCAGGUCCAGGUUGGGCUUUGGUGGAGGAGAGGCUGCAGAAGAGACUUUAUUUCACAGAGCCUGUGCAGGAAUGUCAACAAAACAAAGCAAUACUUCGUGAGCUUUGGAGAAACUCAGCCGACUCCAAAGCUGCAGCACUGGCACAUUCACAGCGUGACCCACUGUAUGUAAAUACCAGGUACUACUGUACAUUUGGAUGUUUUGACUUUUGAAUAUAUAUACACUGUACAUGCAUAUAAACAUGUUUAUCUUUGAACAUUUAUAAUGUAUCUGAAUGUAGUGACCGACGUAGGUUUGUAUUUAAAGUUCUGACAUUAUGAGUA
Betta splendens (Siamese fighting fish) is the source of this 4693-nucleotide messenger RNA. RefSeq names its product spermatid perinuclear RNA-binding protein-like. Lineage: Eukaryota; Metazoa; Chordata; Actinopteri; Anabantiformes; Osphronemidae. The coding region runs from base 269 to 2284 and encodes 671 amino acids. The record is from RefSeq and is a predicted model, not a curated record. The transcript has 18 exons. Gene Ontology annotation, molecular function: single-stranded RNA binding; double-stranded RNA binding. Gene Ontology annotation, cellular component: precatalytic spliceosome.